AUGGCUAAGAACACUAUAGGUUCGAUCCUGGACCAAAACAAAAUCACGGACACUAAUUACCUGGAUUACAUCUGUAAUCUAAAACGUGUGCUCACUAUUGAAAAACGCGUCUAUGUUUUCAACGAAAUACCUCCCGACGCUCUUCCUGCGAACGCGACUGCUAUCGAGACUACCAUGUUUGAGAUGUGGAACAAGGAUUACCACCAUGGGUGCUACAUGCUAGCAUCCAUAGUAUUGGAGCUCGCGAGGAAGUAUGCAUCUCACCUUCGUGCUUUUAACAUCAAGGCUCAUCUUGAAACUAUGUACAGUGGGGAUACUAGAGCGUUGAUGUUCGGAACUACUAAGAGUUAA
Messenger RNA from Erythranthe guttata (spotted monkey flower), 351 nucleotides. RefSeq lists its product as uncharacterized. NCBI's taxonomy places the organism in Eukaryota, Viridiplantae, Streptophyta, Magnoliopsida, Lamiales, Phrymaceae. The record is from RefSeq and is a predicted model, not a curated record.